Molecule: messenger RNA, 357 nt
Organism: Serpula lacrymans var. lacrymans S7.9
Lineage: Eukaryota; Fungi; Basidiomycota; Agaricomycetes; Boletales; Serpulaceae
Exons: 3
Coding region: 1-357 (118 amino acids)
Source: RefSeq, a predicted model, not a curated record
AUGGAAGUCACUACAACGAAGGAUGAUCUACCGAUGGAGGAAAUUGAAGCCUUUUUUGCAUCACAAGAGGCUUUAAGACAAGUCGUGAAGCCAAAGGUGUCUCCUCGGAAACUCACAAAACAGUCCGGGAGGAAAAAUGUUUUGCACAGACCGUCAGGUAAAACAUCCUCCAAGGAGUCCACUGACCUGAAUUAUGUGGCAAACCAUGGGAUUAUUGAAGACAGUACAGUCGACAAGGGCAGGGGUGAGGUGUAUGAGAAAGCAUGCAUUGGCCAGGGCUUGAACCUGGGACUCCAGCUUUCAUGGUCUGGUGCUUUACCAACUAAGCUACCAAGGCGUACUUGGAAAGCAUACUGA